Messenger RNA from Geodia barretti, 325 nucleotides. NCBI's taxonomy places the organism in Eukaryota, Metazoa, Porifera, Demospongiae, Tetractinellida, Geodiidae. The record is from the annotation of a GenBank genome assembly.
CUCGACCUUUGGUGACCUUUUCUGCCUUUGCAUCAGUAUGGACUACCUUCCCGUGGUGUUGGGAAGAAGACGGCCAUUCCUGGGCUCUGCCGUCUCCACCCCAGGGAUCAGCAGGUCCGUAUGUCCUCAGGGGAGACUGCUGGCCGUGGUGAGCGGCCGUGGAGCAGUGACAGUGUACUCACUGACGAGAGAUACCAGUGGCAGAGAGUGUGUCGUGUCCUCUGACUCGUUCUCAAGUGUUCAGUGGGUGUGUCCGAGACAGAGCUCCACCUCUGACAUUGUACUGGAUGCUACCCAGAGCUCAGCCGGACAACUGGUGGGAGUG